Pantherophis guttatus is the source of this 1116-nucleotide messenger RNA. RefSeq names its product nitrilase family member 2 (gene NIT2). Gene Ontology annotation, molecular function: omega-amidase activity. Gene Ontology annotation, biological process: L-glutamine metabolic process; oxaloacetate metabolic process. Lineage: Eukaryota; Metazoa; Chordata; Lepidosauria; Squamata; Colubridae. The record is from RefSeq and is a predicted model, not a curated record. Gene Ontology annotation, cellular component: mitochondrion.
UUUCCUAGAAGCCCUUGCACUUUUUGAGCAUGCGUUGUGAUCUCUAAGGAUCUUUUUUCUGGACAGCGGCAAUCCUUAUGAACCAAUGUUAUGCAGCUGGUGAAAGGAGUCAUGGCCAUUUCUUCAUCUUGAUGCCAUCUAGCUACGUAGUUACAUUGAGAUUCCAGUCCCUGUUCAACAUGAUCUUUGAUUUUCGUUUAGCACUCAUCCAGCUCCAUGUGUCUGCUGCCAAAACAGAGAACUUGAACAGAGCCUGUAGACUUGUGAGAACUGCAGCAGGACAAGGAGCAAAAAUUGUAAUUCUGCCAGAAUGCUUCAAUUGUCCCUAUGGCACAAAAUAUUUCCCAGAAUAUGCAGAGAAAAUUCCUGGAGACUGCACACAGAAGCUCUCCAAUAUUGCAAAGGAAUGUGGUAUAUAUCUCAUUGGAGGUUCUAUUCCAGAGGACGAUGCAGGAAAAUUGUAUAAUACGUGUACAGCUUUUGGUCCUGAUGGCACUAUGUUAGCUAAAUACAGAAAGAUUCAUUUGUUUGACAUUGAUGUGCCUGGAAAAAUCCGAUUUCAGGAAUCAGAAACUCUGAGUCCGGGUGACAGGUUUUCUGUAUUUGAUACACCAUACUGUAAAAUAGGAAUUGGCAUUUGUUAUGACAUCCGAUUUCCUGAGCUAGCUCAAAUCUACACCCAGAAAGGUUGCAAACUCCUAGUAUAUCCAGGGGCUUUUAACUUGACAACUGGGCCAGCUCACUGGGAACUGCUGCAGAGAGGCCGAGCUGUGGAUAACCAGGUCUAUGUAGCAACUGCAUCUCCUGCUAGGGAUGAGACAGGAUCUUAUGUGGCUUGGGGACAUAGUACAGUAGUAAAUCCAUGGGGUGAGGUUAUAGCCAAAGCUGGCACUGAAGAAACAAUUGUCUAUGCAGAAAUAGACUUAAAGAAGGCUGAAGAAAUCCGUGAACAAAUCCCCAUUCUUUCUCAGAAACGAUCUGAUCUUUACGCUGUUGAAGCAAAAAUUGUAUGAUUCUAAUUUGGACUGACACUUUUUCUAAUAGCUAUUACUAGCUAAUUCAGUGUAAUAAACUAGUAAAUCAAGUUUAUAGAUAAUUAAAAUUAUCUCCAUAUAA